Molecule: messenger RNA, 3847 nt
Organism: Osmerus eperlanus (European smelt)
Lineage: Eukaryota; Metazoa; Chordata; Actinopteri; Osmeriformes; Osmeridae
Exons: 17
Coding region: 128-3436 (1102 amino acids)
Cellular component (GO): cytoplasm
Molecular function (GO): D-aminoacyl-tRNA deacylase activity
Source: RefSeq, a predicted model, not a curated record
CUGAAUCGGUUCUUCACAACAUACGCCACAACUGUUGACAAGCUUGUCUCAAAUCUAUCCUUCAGAAAGUAUUCAGUAAAGGAUAUACAUCAUUUUGUUAAUUUGGUAUGAACGUACUGCGAAAGCCAUGGAAGGAAAGUGGGAAGCAAUAUAUAAUCUUCUGUCAGGGGGGUCGUACCCAUCAGGGUAUACUAAGGCCCAAAGGCAGACCAUUCGUAGAUCUUCACUCAAUUUCGCCCUAAAGGACGGUGUGUUGUUUCGAAAAUCGCAUGGUGGUCUCUGCAAGGUCUUGAGGACUGAGGAGGAGAUACGAGAGGUCCUGACGCAGUACCAUGACAACAACGACCAUGCGGGCCAGAAAAGAAUGCUCAAGUCCCUCAACAGGAUGUACCAUUGGGGUGGCAUGUGUCCUGCCAUCAAUACAUGGAUCAAGAACUGUGAGACAUGCAAGAACAAACCAGUCUACAACAACUCCUCCGUGGGAAAUAGUUUUCGCUGCAUCGCCUAUGGCUGUGAGAGCAGCAGCGUUCACCAGAACGAUGGCACCACCUUUCACAGGUUCCCCAGAGACAGCCCAGAAAGGAUGGAUCUGUGGGUGGCUUUGGCCCAGAGAGACAGGUGGUCCAUCGGAUCAAAUGUCUACCUCUGCUCAAAACACUUCACAGAUGACUGCUUUGAGAGUUCGGAGGAAGGGCUGGUUCUUAAACCUGACGCUGUACCUACUAUAGCAGUGGCUCUGCCUCUCAAAGAGGAGCCGCUUUUUCAGGAGUCGGAGACUGAUGACCACUCUCUGGAGUUCGGAAGCCUGGAGGAGCUCAUCUCUGCAAGCAACGACACUUUGAAACGCGAGGAACACCAGUAUGACGCAAUGGAGCACUACCUGAGUACCGGCCGAUACUUCAAGAUAUCCAAAGCAGUAAAGGGCUCCAUCAGAAGGCAGUCUAAAGGGUUUAUUCUCACAGGUGGCGUGCUGAUGAACAACCAGAGGCCGGCACUGAGACGGGUACUGCGUAGCCGCGAGGAGGUCGUCAACAUUCUGAAACAGUUCCAUAACGACCGGGGUCACAAAGGGAUGAGUUACAGCUAUGCGUCCAUGAGCAAGCAGUACUUCUGGGGCACCAUGACCCGUGACUUGGCUGACUGGAUUGCCAAUUGUGACCAAUGCUGUGUGGACAGAGAGUCCAGGAAGCACAUGUGCAGCGUGUACAAGUGUAACAACUACAGCGGGCCCGUAGAGAGAGGACUGGGCAUAACCUUUCACCCGUUCCCCAUCCACAAACCCCACUUGCUGGACUGCUGGGUCAAGGCUAUGGGCCGACCCAGCUGGUUCCCCCGGCCCAGGUCUGUGGUCUGCUCUGGACACUUCACAGAGGACUGCUUUGAUCGGAGUGGAGACACUGUAGUCCUGAAACCAGAUGCUGUCCCCAGCAUGUUCUUGUACCAGCAACCUGUGCAACAGUCUCCCAGCAUCUCCAAAAAGGUGCUUGCUUUGGGACUUAAUGAAUUCUCCCAGGGCACUACAAGCGAUCAGGCCUUCUUUGCCAAGUACGAUGUUGUGGACAGAUACAUAAGGGAGAAUAUCUACCCUUCCGGACUCAGCUCUGUAGAGAAGAACACCAUCAGACGCUUUUGCAAGAAGUUUAUCAUCAAAGACGGUCUGCUACAUAUCAUGAUCAAGAGUCGGGUGCUUAAGGUUCUGCGCAGCCAGGAGGAGGUAAAUGAGGCUCUAGCAGAGUUCCAUGAUGAGCUCAACCACCUGAACUUGAAGAAAUGCAUGAGGCUGCUCACGGAACGCUACUUCUGGGGAACCAUGGAGGUUGACGUGGCCCGCUGGAUUGAGAAUUGUAGUGAGUGUAGUGAGGCUCCCAUGGAACUAGAACAACAUCAAGAACCUGCUACUGGAGUUACACAACCGAACAAGUCCUGGCAGAACAAUACUGACUUGGCUCCCAUCAGUCCACAUAGUGCAGCGACUGGAAUCGUUUGUGAAGAUGAUAUUGCUGACUGGGUAGAGGACUGUGCGGAGAUAUCUGCUUCUACAAAGAAGGCCCUCGUGAAACCAAAGCGGCGUCCAGGACCUGCCUCUGGAGUUCUACAACCAGUAGAACCUGAGGACAUCAUAAUUGAUGUGAUACCUUUCAGUCCCCACCGCUCAUCAACGGUAAGCGUUUCUGAACAUGAUACUUGGUGCUGCAUAGAGGACUGUGAUAAGUUAUCUGCUUCUAUGAAGAAGGCCCUCGUGGAACCAGAUCAGCAUCAAGAAGCUGGUAUUGGAAUUCCAUCAUACAGUCCUGAGAGUUCAGCAUCUGUGAACGCUGGCGAGGAGUACGGUGGCCAUGAUGUGCACAAUCGUGACGUACGUGGAGAAAAGCUGCAGCCAGUUCCCACAAACGCAGUGAUGCAGAUGGUUCUAUUCUCCCAGCAGCAGAACAAGGUGGUGCUGGUCCGAGGCUCGGACCUAGAACCAAUACAGCUUUCCCAGCCUCAACCCCAAGUCCAGAUCCUGCCCCAGUCCCAGCCUCAACCACAGGUCCAGAUCCUGUCCCAGUCCCAGCCUCAACCACAGGUCCAGAUCCUGUCCCAGGUCCAGGCUCAGCCUGCUACACCCACUUCCUCCCAGCCACAGCCUCUCAAGACCCAGACCUGGCCUCAAACCCGGUACCAAACCAGGAACCAGACCAGGACCCAGACCCAGGGGAGAGGUUCUGAACAGGUGGCUAAUGGCAACGCCAAGCUGAACCUGAAAGCAUCAAUACCACCACCCCAAUCUUCAGCCAUGUUGCAGGCAUCGCCGCCUAUGUCUACUGUAAGACACAGGACAGUUAUGAGCCCCAAGGUGCCAUCAGCCCGGUCUGUCCCCAAGGUGCCAUCAUCCCGGUCUGUCCUGUCCAGCCCCAAAGCCCCACCCUCCCAUAAGUCAACCACAACCGCCUGUAACCAAGCGGUUGGACUGCAGGCCAGGACAGUCAUCCAGCAGUGCAGUCAGGCACUCCUGAAGAUCAGCCCAGUUGUAGAUGGAGCCGAGGCUAAGUGGGUGCAGAUCCAGGAUGGCAUGGUGGUCUAUGUGUGUUUCUUCAAAGGAGCCACUGAAGAAAUCAUUCCAAAAAUGGUGGAAACAUUGCUGGAGACCAAGCUGUUCAGGAAGUCCAAUGGCCAGAUGGUCUCAGUUCUUAAACUCCCUGGUAGCGUCCUGCUCAUUCCACAGGACACCCUGACAGGAAACAGCAUCUUUAUGAACAGGGUGAUGUACCCGGAUGUGGCUCAGCCGCGGAGGGGGGCACAGCUCUACAGUCAACUGGUCACCGGGUGCGAGAAAGCCAUGAAUGAUAAGUUGAGCACAGACUCUGAGGUGGGGGUCAAACAUGGAACCUAUGGCAACAAACAAGAGAUCCUCAUCAACUCUCAAGAACCAGCCACGCUACUUUUAGAAUUCUGAAGCCUUGUGUACCUGUGUUCUUAAUGAGGUGCACUUGAUUGUGUUUACAAGUUACAGGAAAAUACGAUUUGUCAGUAUUUGAGUCCCAUCCCAUGUACAGCAGGCUACAGUAUGCCCUUUUGGAGAAAAGAAAAUACACUUUUAAGAUGUUUUUUAUCACACCAGUUUUAUUUACAAAGUUGUUGUUAAAUAUGUAUUAUUUGUCACAAUGUUUGUGACCUGACAAAAAAAGGGAGUGGAUACAGAGCUUGUAACAAUUGUACAUAGGCUGUGUCUUCUUGAAUGCUCGUUGCUACUGGUAACUAACAAGCUGCUCUCUAUCUUCUCGCUGUGGAUGCUGAGAUCAAAUGUAAACCGUUCAGUCUGAAAUCUUUAGAUAGGUCACUCGAAGGUUAAAACAAAUGUGUUAAA